UUGCUCCACUCUUCAGUAGCAGCAGCAGCAGCAGUCUGACUCCCAUCGCUUCAGUUAACCCUCUGAAAUGCACUUGACUGGACUGUGCGACGUUUACGGGACUUCCUCACCCUCUGAAGUCAUGGCUAACCAACUGCGUCCAUCGACAGAACUUUACUGAAGCCCAAUUGUACACCGGGAGACUUUUCUUCGAUAAACUUUUGGAAUUAAAUGACAUUGAUUUGAUUGAGACAUUCACCGGACCUGAGGAUGGAGACGGUGUUUUACCUGCUUGCCUUCACGUUGGCCCGGGUUAGUUGGGGUCUCGGGUAUUCGGAGUCCAGUGUCCAGACGGGACAGAGAGCGGCCAGCAGACACAGACAUUGGUGUGUGUGCCUGGUGACACGCACUGUCAGCUGUGUGAUGGAGGAUGGAGUGGAGACAUACAUCAAGCCAGACUAUCAACGCUGCACCUGGGGCCAAUGUCCUAGAGUUGCCUACCGGACAUACAGAAGGCCAAGGUAUAAGGUAGCUUACAAAAUGGUGACAGAAAUGGAGUGGAAGUGUUGUCAUGGUUACUCCGGGGAAGACUGCCAGGAUGGGCCAAGGGGAACCACAGACACACAAGUCCAUGGAGGCCGACCCCGUGUCCCACAGACGGGCUUCAACAAUGGCGGUGGACAGAGAGGAGAAGGUGACACUGAGAGGAUCAGACAGCUGGAGGAUACAGUCCGUGGGCUGACCAAAGACCUCCACAACAUGCAGACCAGCAUUAAUGGCAUGAACCAAAAACUGCCUGGUCUGAAUGGGGCCAUUGUCCCUGCUGAUUCAGCUCAGCCACACAUGAAGGACACCAUCAACACCAUCCAGACUAAACUGGACCAUCUCUACAACAGAACACAGGUCCAUGACCAGACCCUGCUAACCAUCAACAACCACCUUGUGAACGGAGGGGGAAAUGAACUGGACGGAGUGGUCAGGGGUGGAGGAGGGUCUGGAGGAAACCAGCUGAAUACUCUGAAGGAAGAGAUACUGACGGAGCUAGAGAGAAGGGUGUCUUUGUCCUGCUCCUCCUGCCAGGCAGGUGUGGAGGACCUGAGGCGCCAGCAGCAAGAGGACAGGGAGCGGAUCCAAGCCCUGGAGAAGCUGAUCAGCUCCAUGGACCAGCACCUGAGGCAAAGCCUGGACAUCUCCCGCAGUGAGACUGAACACUCUAAGGCCUGCUGCAACACCGUCACUGAGCUGGAGAAGAGGAUGUCUGAUGUAGAGGUCCGUGUCACCACCACAGCUAACAAAUGUGACACCAUUAAAGGGCGUCUGGAUAAGGAGCUGGCCGGGACAGGUGGAGGAAAGGGAAGAGUGUCGGAGGACAGGCUGAAUGGCAGACUGAGAGAAUUGGAGAAGAGGGUGAAUAGUACUGUGAGGAAGACCGAGCAGAGGUGUACUAACACCGGGAACAACAUGAAGGACAGCGUCCAGAGAGAUUUCACACAGCUGCGCAACAUAGUCCUCAGCCUUCUGGAUGACCACAGCUUCAAGAUCGGUAAGAUAGAGCUGGACGUGGCUGUUCUUGGUGAUACAGUCACCGACCACAGUAGGCGGUUAAGUCAGCUGGAAAACAUAACAACCUUCCUGGACAGAAGGCUAACCUCAACCACAAACAUGUGCAAUGAGACCUGCGGACCUAACGGGAAAGGUCGCAAUACUGAUGAUACUGUGAAAACCUUACAGUGGAGAGUUGUGGCCAACCAAGAGGAGAUCCAAAAGUUUAACACAAGGUUAAAGGAUUUGUCUGUAACAGGAGACUCGCUGAUUGACAGAGUGAUCGAUUUAUCAAACGAUGUCAAAAAGAUCAAGGAUUUAACCGGGGAGAAUGGCGAGAAUUUCAACCGGAUUUUCACAGAGGUUGAAACACUGGGGCGGGAUUUAGAGGACUGUUCCAUUUGCAGCAGUGUAGAGGAAGACUUGCGUUCACUCACUAACUCCACCAAGAGUGGCCUCAGCAAGUGCCAGGCAGAACUAACAGAUCUGCGCAGGAAGGUCGACUCAGGAGAAUCCGUCUGCUCUCAGGUGUGCUCCAACCUUAAGGAGGAGGUGGGACGACUCAGAGACGAAGUGGAGGAGUGUACAGGCCAGUGUAAAAUCAACAUAAAGGAUCUUAAGGACCGCCUUGAUGGUCACGGCGUCCAUACAGGGAGGUUAGGAGGCGAUCUGAAGUCAAUCCAAGGAGAGCUUGCUGGGGCCAUAGUCACAUUUAACUCCAUCAAUGACACGCUGAAGGGCCUGGGAAGGACUGUACAGAGGCAUGGAAACACACUGACUGACCUGACCAAUGCCAAGGACGAUAUUAUCUCUGAGGUGGACAAUUUGCAGAAGGAGCUGACCGAGCACGUUGAUGAUUCCAAGAUUAGAUUCGACAGUCUGGGCAGAGAGAUCCAAGUCAUAAGGAGCAACUUUGUGACGGAGAUUGGGGAGUGCCGGCGCUCCAGCAACGGCCUGGACCAAAGACUCUCCAAGCUGGAAGGGGUGUGCGGACGCUUCGACUCUUUUUCAGACAGCCUGGAGAGGAUCAAGGAGGGCCUGAACCGACACGUGUCUGGGCUGUGGAGCUGUGUUAACAGACUCAAUGUCACGGUGAUGUCUCAAGGAGAUCUUAUCGACAACAUCCAGAACGUCCAGCUGGUGAACGUUCACUCCGACAUACACAGGCUGAAUUCCUCAGUGGUGGACUUGGUGAAGGAGUUCCACAGUUUCAUACAGCAGGACUUCAUGGGUCCACCUGGUCUUCCGGGCCCACGCGGGGAGAGAGGGGAGCGUGGACCCCAGGGACUUGUAGGACCUCAAGGAAGGGUGGGACCUCCAGGAAGAGAGGGCAGGCAGGGAGUUAUUGGACCCCCAGGUCUCAGGGGAGAACAGGGUCAUGCAGGGUCCGAUGCUCACGUGCCACGCCUCUCUUUCUCCGCUGCACUGACUCGCCCCAUGAGAAGUGCAGGGACUAUAGUGUUCAACAGCGUCUUUGUCAAUGAAAAUAACGUCUACAACCCCAAAACAGGUUAUUUCACAGCUCCAGUGAGUGGGAAGUACUUUUUCAGUGGCAUCCUUACAGGCCAUAAAAACAUGAAGAUAGAGGCGGUGUUGUCCAAGUCCAACACUGGUGUGGCCCGAGUGGACUCAGCUGGGUAUCAGCCUGAAGGCCUGGAGAAGCCAAUGGCCGAGGCAAAACACAUCCCUGGAGCUCUGGCUGUUUUCAAUAUCAUCCUGCCGAUGCAGGCAGGAGACACAGUCUGUAUCGACCUUGUCACCGGCAAACUGGCCUACUCCUCUGAACCUUUGACCAUCUUCAGUGGGACGCUGCUGUACGAGACCGUGUGAUUGGAUGAAGUCUUGUUGUAAUCAGUCUCUCUGGGUGAAACUAUUGGAUGGAAUGCAUUGUAUUUGUCUGCUGGACUGUAAGAGACAAACAGACUGAAAAUACUGGACUGGACUCAUUCAGUGUGGAGAGUUGUAUUUUAUACUUUACUUUAUGUGCUAAUAGGGAAGGGAAAAGGUUCCUUUUCAACCACAAUCAUUGUUUGUGUUUCACAGUUUUAAAGCCAACAGAUUCUGCAAAAAGCCAUUGUGUUUUAUUUUAGUACGUUUUGUUAAAAAGAAACACACUGCAGGGUUAUCGUAUUAUUCCAUAUAUAAUGCUGUGCUAUAAACUUGAAUUCUUGACUGAUUACACCAGAUUGCCUUCAGCUCUCACUGUGGUUAACAAAAGGAAAUUCUGUAAGAUGGAGAGAUUAGGAUGUGGGUUUCCUUAGUUUUUGUGCUAUGAACCCAGAUCACGUCACAUGUUCAGAGGAUACUUUCAUUUUUCUUUCUGAUGAAGUUUCAUUUUUACACAUUCAUUGUUUCACUUCCCAGAAAAUGGUGCUGGAUGCCAAUCUUCUUGAAUCCUCAGUGAUGUAGACGAAGGGGGUCACAGUCCAAACCACUAUUCUUUAGAAGGAAACGCACAAAUGAAGUCACUGACAGUUCAGUCGAAUAACCACAGGAUUUUAAAAAUCGUAAGACGGCACAAUAAUAAGACCAUUUUAGGACAUGACUUCUACCCAGAAACACAAAGUAGGCCGGAGGAUUGUCAAGGGGAAGAAUGGGGAUUUUUUUCUGUCCUAUUAAGGGACAUCUAAACCUCUUGAAGGAUCAAGUACUUAAUCUUAUAAACUGUUACUAUCUUACAGUGGAAUCUUUAUGCAAAGCUAAAAAUAGCAAAUAAUGAACCUAGUCUUCCCCUUUCAGAUAUCACGACUCUUACAUAACUACACACACACCUCCUGCCUUUAGAAAAGUGUCAUUAAAAUGUCUCUAAAAGAUAUAGUGUACAUGAUAUCAAGCUUGUACAUAUUAUUAAAUGGAUUUAAAAAGGAACAUUGCACAUUAUCUGCAGAGACAAUACAGCUGAUGGGCCACAUAAUAUAUUAUUCUUAUGUAUUGUGGAAAUUAUUCAUGAAAUAAUGUCUGCAAAUUAUGUUUUUUUUUAUUACAAUGCAAAGUAUUUUUUAACUUUUACUCUGUAAGGUGUGAAACUGUAUUUUUUGACAUAUGUUAAUGCAUUGUAUGACAUUGAAGGAAUGUAAAUAUUUGUCAGCAGUCUUCCCCUUUUGAGCUGUAUGAGUCACCACUUCACCUUACUAGGUACUGUAUAUGUUUUGUAUGAUUUGCCACAAGUAUGCCUCAAAUACAGUAUUCAAGUUUUACACA
Labrus bergylta (ballan wrasse) is the source of this 4722-nucleotide messenger RNA. NCBI's taxonomy places the organism in Eukaryota, Metazoa, Chordata, Actinopteri, Labriformes, Labridae. The record is from RefSeq and is a predicted model, not a curated record.